AUGCGAAAGCCAUUCCCUAAAACGCUGCAAAACUACCUCUCAAAACUCACAAGCCCUAUCAAACCGAAGAUCACCUCCGUAAAGGAGAAGGAAGACGACGGCGACGAAAUCCUAUUCGAGAAUUUCAUAUCGCUCUACCGAGAGGAGUACGAAGAAGGAAGCUCACUUCCGCUGCUACAGAACAAUCUCAGCGGAUCGGGGCAGAUUUGCGACCAAUCCGGCUCGCAAAUUAAAACUGACGACAUGGUCUCCGCCUCCCCUACGUCGACGUCGGAGGGAGGUGACUUGGCGCCGGAGGAUUUGAUCAUGCUGCUGAUCGACUCGCCGGAUCCGUACGAUGUGUUGCGGCAGUCGAUUCUGGAGAUGGUGGAGGCGAGGAUCGAGCUUAAUCGGAGUGUGGAUUGGAAGUUUCUAGAAGAGCUGAUGUUUUGUUAUUUCGAUAUGAACGAUAAGGAAUCUCAUAGGCGUAUUCUGCAAGCUUUCGUGGAUGUCAUCGUGUUUUUGAAACAGAACUCGGCGAUUCUCCGGCUAGUCUGCCUCCGCUGA
Salvia splendens (bonfire salvia) is the source of this 546-nucleotide messenger RNA. Its product is annotated as transcription repressor OFP14. The transcript has a single exon. Gene Ontology annotation, biological process: negative regulation of DNA-templated transcription. The record is from RefSeq and is a predicted model, not a curated record. The coding region runs from base 1 to 546 and encodes 181 amino acids. Lineage: Eukaryota; Viridiplantae; Streptophyta; Magnoliopsida; Lamiales; Lamiaceae.